UUACUAUGGAAUCGACAACAGAUCAAUGCCAGACGCCUAGCCUGGCUGGAUUCAAGGGCAGAAAACCCUCCUCCUUUCGUCUCCGAAGCUCCAGCCUCAACACCCUGAGGCUUCGCCGUAUAUUCGAUUUAUUCGACAAGAACAACGACGGAAUGAUCACCACCGACGAGCUCAGCCAGGCCCUCCAACGCCUCAGCUACGACGCCGACAUGGACGAAUUAGCCACCGUCGUCAAUUCCCACAUCCGCCCAGGAAAUAUCGGCCUUGAGUUCGAAGACUUCGUAUCUCUUCACAGUUCCCUCAAUGACACUUUCGUCGGCCUAGAAGGGGAUGAAGAAGAAGAGGAGGAUUUGGAAGAAGGGGAGUCACAAGAGGAUGUUGAUCUCAAAGAGGCAUUUAAGGUAUUUGACGAAAAUGGAGAUGGAUACAUAUCCGCCAAUGAAUUGCAAACCGUCUUAGUCAAGUUGGGUUUCGCCGAAGGAAGCGAGAUCGAUCAUUGCCGGAAAAUGAUACUAUCUGUCGAUCGCAAUCACGACGGUCGCGUCGAGUUCUGCGAGUUCAAGGAAAUGAUGCGGAAGACCGUUCUCGUUCACUCGUCUUAA
Molecule: messenger RNA, 602 nt
Organism: Impatiens glandulifera
Lineage: Eukaryota; Viridiplantae; Streptophyta; Magnoliopsida; Ericales; Balsaminaceae
Product: calcium-binding protein CML42-like
Exons: 2
Coding region: 6-602 (198 amino acids)
Molecular function (GO): enzyme regulator activity; calcium ion binding
Source: RefSeq, a predicted model, not a curated record